Molecule: messenger RNA, 2916 nt
Organism: Tigriopus californicus
Lineage: Eukaryota; Metazoa; Arthropoda; Copepoda; Harpacticoida; Harpacticidae
Product: glutamic acid-rich protein-like
Exons: 1
Coding region: 1-2916 (971 amino acids)
Source: RefSeq, a predicted model, not a curated record
AUGCCGAGUACGGACAUGAGGCGAUACUAUCGCGGAGUUCAUUAUCCGACCAACGGCUCGUCACCCUCGCCCACCUCGUCCUCUUCGACCUCGCCAAUGGCGUCUCACUUGUCCAAGAAAAAGACGAAAUCCCCUCACCAUUGGUUCGUGGAUCACCACGAUCAAGCCUCCGACUAUUACACCAAGAAAAAGGUCGAGACCAAGACCACUAAAAACACAGAAAAACGCAUUCAGCGUCAACUGGUUCUCAACGAUGGUCGGGUGAUUGAUCGUGCCAGUCCCGAGGUCGUGGUGGAUCGGGUUGAGGAUUCAAAAACAUACGAAGAGAACUAUGACCGAGAUGAUAGAGAUGCCAAUGGGCGCCAAUAUCGGUUCGAACAUAUUCCAAGGUUGGAGUACGCCAAGCACUCCAAAAGACGCGAUGUUGCUGAUGACAUCGUGGACGACCGGUUCACUCGAAUCAUCAAUACCCAUGAUGUCCAAGAGAACGAGACGACCACGAAAGCCAGUCAGCCCUUGGGACGGAUCUCUCGACGAGCCUUGGACAAGGCUCUUCGUGAGAAUCGACCCAUUCGAGAUGUCAUCAAAAAGAGCUCCAGGAGCCGAAGUGAAGUGGCCUCCAGACCGAAAGUGGUGCAUACCCAAAAGCGUCACAAGAAAAUCAUAGACACCGAGGACAUCCACAACAUUAGCCGUCGACUGGACAACGGGAAAGUCUUCACUGAAACCUAUCGCACCCAGGAACACGAAGUCAUCAAUGAUCGGGAGGACCCCGACACCAGUUCCCAUACGACCAGGAGGUCACCCUCGGACUAUUGCAUUAAAGACAAGCAAAAAUACUCUCACUUGAAGAACGAAGACUUCACCGAGUACUACCGAGUUCCAACGGGCAGUCACAACCUCAAACAGAGCCAGUUUUUAGGCAAAGGAAAACACAUCACGGCUGAGGAGAGAGAGUUCCACAAAGGCCGAUACGAUUGGGACGAAUUGUCGGAUCGGAUCAAGCAGAACCGAGAAAUGGUCCACCGACGAUUACAUGCCACUCAGUCGGCCGAAAGGAAGGAUGCACUCACGAAGAAGCCACUGAAUUUCUUUAAAGAGGAAAAGACUAGGAAGAAAGAGACUGACAAGUGGUUGGAACAACAUUUCGGCAGCGAUUGGAGUCUCACCACAUCCUCUAGUGGGUCCAACCGGGGACGUCUCUGGAAGUAUCAGUUUGAUCAAAAUGGGCAUUACAGCAGCAAAGCCAACAACCAUAACAAUCGCACCACUCAAGAUCAACAGGCGAACUCGAAUCCAGUCACGCAUGGAAACCGGGGAGUUCGAAGGAGCAUGUCGUUCACCUCGAUCCCCAUAGCUUACCAGAACCCCCCCUCAAACCUGGGAGAUUAUAGUCGCACGCUAACAAAGGAAAAGGAGAAGGUAGUGAAAACCACCACCACGACGUACCACCCCACCAUGGAGACGACCACUCACACCACCAUCACCAGGGAUGAGUAUCCUGCCAUUCAUCAGAAACGGCUUUAUAAUAGUACCUUUAACUUGGCCUCGCCCCAAAUUGACUAUCCUCUUUUGAAAAACGGGUCCAUUACCAGCAGUCGAAGAAGCCAGAAAGAGAGCUCACCCUUGAUCGAUCGAUUUCACUCCACUCAAAGUUUACAUCGGCGCUCACAUCACCACAACCAGCCUCAGCAUCACCAAUACCAACACCAACAAGAGCAGAGUCGACGAUAUGAAGAAGAGAGACGGCAAGAAGAGACCCGGCAAGAGAAACGAAGGCAAGAAGAAAGGCGACAUGAGGAAAGAAGACAAGAGGAAAGAAGACAAGAGGAGACCCGGCAGCAUCAAGAGGAUCGACAACAAGCCUAUAAACACCGCCAAGAACACCAGACCCGUGGGCAUUGGCAAGACCAACAACAAACUACUCGGCAUUACCAACCAGAAGAACGGCAGCAACAACAACGCCAACAUCACCAACACCAGGAACAGCACCACCACCAACACCAUCAACAGCAACAGCAACAAAACACCCAGAACCAUCAACAAUUCCAAAAUAAGCAGUCACAUCACCGUCAGACUGAAGAGUCCCACUCUAGUCGGAGAUAUCACCAUACCAGCCGCAAACAAGAGCAACACAAUCACAAUGCCUUCAACAGAGAGGAAUUGGAAUCGAAUCAUUCUCGCCGGUCGAGACCAGUCACUAUUGAGCGGAUGCCCGAACCCAAGGAGAGAAGGGUCUAUCCCACUUUUGAGACCCAGGAAACGAGUCAAGAAACGUCCCAAGAAGCUCAGCAAACUGGAUUCGCUUCCGAGACACGCCGAGGACACGUUGAGCUUCGGCAACCUCUGUAUAUCACUGAAUUUAGGAAAGAGAAACUUUACCCGGCCUAUUCGGAGAACAACCUCCUGACGUCCACACGUUUGGACGACUCGCGUUAUAGUAAUAAAUUUCAACCACACCAACAAAGUCAAAGCACGGAUCGCUACCAAGCCCGAGACUAUUUGGGAUUCCGAAGCCUUGAACGCUCCGAUGCCCGGAAUUCCGUCUCCCGGGAAAACACGCCCUCGCCUUCGGAUUCGUCCAAGCACUCGAAAAACAGUAGCGGCCUAAAAGGCCGAAGUCGCAGUCACAGUUUUUUGGUGAAGCCCUCGACGUUUCGCUUCGAGGACGCUUUCUAUCACCAUCGGCACGAUAUCGACAACGAUUUCAUCUAUGAUCGGAAUGAGCGCAAGUUUGUGAAGAACACGAGCUUGAAACACGGCCAUAGUGAUCUCAGACUGGAUCGAAACGUAGGUGGGGGUUCCCAAGACCAUCUACGGCUCACGGCCGGCCCUUACCACAAAGAGUUGGUACACCAUCAACAUCAAAUCGAACCGCAGAGAUUCAAGACCAUCAUUUUCCUCUCUGGCACUUAG